AAGUAGGGAGUUGCCUUGGUGAUGGCGUGGGAGUUAUAUCGAUUGCAAGCUCUUCAACCCUCAUCCGGUUUUGUAUUUCCGGCAUGCAUGGCAGUUUGGUUGGGUCAGCCGUGCUGGUUUGCACAGUUCUCAUUCCUUUCGCCCAGCUCUAGGUUGUGUAAUCAGGUAUGGAAAAGCCUUCACUGAUGGAACUGAAGCGUCAACAGUGGGCUCGCGAAAGAGAGGAGGCAAAGAACGACUGGUGUCCGUGGGGUCGGCCAGGAUGUGGUGCACCUCUAAAAUGGCAACGGACCUCCGCUCGUAGCGAUUCACGCCUCACUCCUGCCGACAAUAAAAAAGAUGACAACUAUCUGCCUCCUCUCAAUUGGUCGACACAUCAACACGAGCCACUUCAAGCGCCCGCCACUGCACCACCACUGCCUCCACCUCGAGGUUCAAAGCGGCAUGUAAGUCACCCUGUGACUGACGGUGAAACUUCUGGCUACCAAAGCGACAAUCACUUUAUCGAUCCAUCAGUAAAUUACCAACACCGACAUCGUCAUCAACAAUCUACCCCUAGAGGACCCAACCUAUCAUCUUUACCGCCCCAUAGCCCUUCAGUAAUAAAGCUUUCAACUAAAGAGCAUGUAAGCUCGGAUCAUCACGAUGGCUCAAACGGUAUCUCGGCUAGGGCUGAUCACAAGUUCCUUGAGCGCAAGAAAUGGGUCCAAGACGGAACCGUACCCUAUGACUUGUAUCCAGAGUGCCUCCCUCAGAUUUACGAUAGAUCAACUCCACCUCGAUGGGUUGCCCGGCCGAUGAAUGUAUUUGCUCAAACCGAAUUUCAUACGUCAGGCGACAGUUCUAACAUCAGCCAUCGUGCUAUUCAGCAUUGCGCAACCAAUGCGGCUCCCAGCUUUCUGCGUGGUCAGAAUGUCAUGGUGGAUGUCGCCGAGUUGGCAGAAAGAGAGAGGAAGCGAGCCAAAGCCAAUGAACUGCAACGCGUGCUCCUUCAGCAGUUGGCCGAGAAGGAAAACCAAAAGCUUUUGGAGCGCAAAAGGCAACAGGAGGAAGAAGAGCGACAAGAGCAAGAGCUUCAGAGACAUUUGGAAGCCGAAAGACGACAAAUCGAAGAAGAACAAAGACGAAUUCAGGAGAAAAAGGAAGCAGAGGAACGGCGUUUAGAGGCAGUGAAAGAGGCCAUCGCCGGUGCCCAACAGAACGCCUUAGCGGAGAAACAAGCACGCAGGAGAAACCUACAGAACCGUUCGAUACCACCACCGGAGAAUGACCCAACAACUGCGGUUGACAGGUCAUCGUUCACUUCUACUGCCAGAAGUGAAGAAAGGUCGACGUCGACGCAGCCGCAGCCGCAAAACGAACUGAUCGAGCUACGGCAUGCCAUUCUAACACCACGUACGCCACAACAAGAAAAGGGCACUUUAACUCGCUCCUCAGUCGACGCAGAAGUUCAGACAGAUCAGCACCCUCAAGUUACUUGUCGAUGCGAAAACAACUCACGUUCCCGUCAGUUUCGACAGAGAAUUGCAGCAACAACAGAAGAUAGCACUGUGGAACGCCCGGCCACGCGAAUGUCUAUGAUAGCCAUCAAAAGUCAAACAUCCACCAGCACAGCCAGCCGUCCAUUAUGGGGUGCGCACAAGACAAGCGCGAAAUACCAAAGUCAAACGGAGAAGGAUCCGCGUUUUAUGCAACGUCGCCGUGAACGCCUCCGACGCCGCCAGAAGCUAUUACUUGAAAAGCAACUCCACGGUUCCUGGCCAUCAAGUGAGAAUUCAGGGAGCCAGGAAGAGAUGGGAGAUAUAUUCUUCCCGUUUUUACCUGGCAGCGGAACCGCCGAACCGCAUGAAAGAUAUUACGAAGCCCUCCAGGCCGCUGCAGUUAGUCGCUACUACAAGAAACCCCCAGCUACCAACACCCACCACAGUCAUGGCAAAUCGAUUGGAACCAACCAGUCAGAUGCAGAAUUGAUUCAACCCCUCCAGCCGAGUCCGGUACCGCUACCAUCCGUCGCCCCCACACGAUCCCAAUCAAGGCUGAUGUCGUCGCCACCUGUUCCAGCUGUCCUCAAAAAGAUCCAGAUGUUAAAUGGUGACACCACAUCUGGCGAGAAACAUGAAUGGGACAAUUACGAUUCGUCUGAUCAAGUUGUCAAAAUCGAUAAGGACUUCGAGAAUUUGCAAAUCAAAGAACAAAGGAUUUGCACGGAACAAGAUAAACAGGAUCUGCUCUAUCGCCUAUCUAUACUCAAGCAGAGUUUGGAACAGAGAAAAACGGCCUUAGAUAAAGUGUCUCUAAAUUCUCAAUGAUCACGGCUUCCUCAAGGAAUGUUUUAAGCUUCUGCCUCACUUCCGUAAACUUUGUGUUUGAUUUUCUGCGCAAAAAUAUACAGAUUUUUUACUUAAGAAAUACAGAAAAUGCAUGCGUGUCUAUAAUUUU
Messenger RNA from Daphnia carinata, 2439 nucleotides. RefSeq names its product coiled-coil domain-containing protein 66-like. Gene Ontology annotation, cellular component: microtubule; cilium. The coding region runs from base 168 to 2309 and encodes 713 amino acids. Gene Ontology annotation, biological process: cilium assembly. NCBI's taxonomy places the organism in Eukaryota, Metazoa, Arthropoda, Branchiopoda, Diplostraca, Daphniidae. Gene Ontology annotation, molecular function: microtubule binding. The transcript is spliced from 12 exons. The record is from RefSeq and is a predicted model, not a curated record.